AUCGCUGCCUUUUGUUCUUAGCAAGCAGCGCCGACGAGGAAGUUGUAUAUAAGCCCGACGCCAGGUCCACUCCACCUCGAUUCCAACCACUCCACCAUGUCCAGCUUCGACUUCUCCGCUUACACUGACACUGUCAUCAAGGCCACCGGCGACAAGGCGUCGCCGCGCGUCAAGGAGGUGAUGCCCAUCCUGAUCCGCAAGGUCCACGAGUUCCUCAUCGAGGCGGACAUCACGACCGAGGAGUGGCUGGCCGCGUGCAACCUCCUCGUCGAGGCCGGCCAGGUGUCGAGCGAGAAGCGUAACGAGGUCGUCCUCGUCACCGACGUUCUUGGCAUCGAGUCGCUCGUCAACACGCUCGACCAGACGCGCGCGCAGCGCAAGGGCAUCCCCGACAACCAGGACGCAACGUUCUCGGCUAUUCUUGGCCCCUUCUACCGCUCCGGCGUCCCCGUCCAGGAGAACGGCACCACCAUCGUCCGCCAGACUGAGGAGGGCGCGCCGUACACCCACCUUUUCGGAACGAUCUACGACGCCGAUGGCAAGCCGCUCCCCAACGCGCUCGUCGACGUCUGGCAUGAUGCCCCCGACGGGCUCUACGACGCCCAGACCCCCGAGAAGCCCGAGUACCACUGCCGUGGCCGCUUCCGCACCGACGAGAACGGCCGUUACUCGACCAUCUGCCUCAAGCCGACCCCCUACCCCAUCCCCUUCGACUUCUCAGCUGGCAAGCUCCUCACGCUCCUCGACCGCCACCCGUACCGCCCUGCCCACAUCCACUUCUGGAUCGAGGCUCCCGGCCACCGCACGCUGGUCACCCAGAUCUUUGACCGCGAGUCCGACUACCUCAAGGACGACUCGGUGUUCGCCGUCAAGGACAAGCUCAUCGUCGACUUCAAGCCCAUCUCCAAGGACUUCAAGGCGCCCCAGGGCCUCGAGGGCCGCAUGGUCCACGAGCUCCAGCAGGACUUCCACCUCCAGAAGGCGUAAAAGAGGGCGUGACUCGUGGCAUUGGAAGAACGGGGUUGG
Molecule: messenger RNA, 1026 nt
Organism: Cutaneotrichosporon oleaginosum
Lineage: Eukaryota; Fungi; Basidiomycota; Tremellomycetes; Trichosporonales; Trichosporonaceae
Biological process (GO): catechol-containing compound metabolic process
Molecular function (GO): ferric iron binding; catechol 1,2-dioxygenase activity
Source: RefSeq, a predicted model, not a curated record